AUUUUAGAAUUUGGUGGUACGACACCGUCCCAGCGAGAAUAGCCAGAAAUGUAUACGGUAGCGGAUAGCCAAAAGGAAUGUAUUUGGGACAACAAAUAAUGCCCUUGGAUGAAAAUAAAAACGCUGAUAUACUCAGAGAUCCUCCUUUGAGAUACCUUGGCUAUGCAAAUGAAGUAGGUGAGGCUUUCAGGUCACAAGUACAUGUGAAUGUUGUACGACUUAGUUAUGGUAUUGCUUCAAGUUAUGUUGUGACAGAUGCCAUCCACAAAGGAUUUAAAGCCUCAGAGGUACCAUGGCAGACAGAGGAAAAGAGAAAAAACAAAGUGAAAUGGGCUGUGUUUGAUACACUGGUCUGGCAAGGACUUGCUUCUGUUAUUAUACCUGGUUUCACAAUUAAUAGAACAUGUUUUCUAUGCAACAUUUUCCUGAAGAAACAAACAAGUAUACCACCACAGACAAGAAAAUGGAUAACAACAUUUAUUGGUUUAGCAUGCAUUCCAUUCAUAAUUAAGCCAAUUGAUUUAUCUGUAGAUGUCUUCAUGGAACAGACUUUUAGAAAAUAUUAUCACUAUGAAGGAAACAUAAUGAAAACUAUAAUUCGUCACACAAGGGAAGAUUCGUGACCAUGUCCAUCAUGUAUAUUCAGUAACACCGUAAUGUGACAGUAACAGUAAUUUACAAAAAAUGCCAGAAUGCAGCAGAUGGUUGUGAAAGUUGCCCCUGAAGUUACACACAAAAUAUCUUGUGAAAUAAAAUUUUGAAAUAAAUGAAUUGAUGCAUACGACUACAGAAACAUUGUUUUUCCUUCAUUUGCAUACUCUGCGUUACUCAUAAAAAGUGUAAAACACAUUCUAUCUGUUCCCUUCUUGUACAGGAAUCUGUCACAUGUCCCUAAGCUCAUGCCUUUAUCCUUUUUACUGUAUGCCCUUUUCUCGUUAUUUCGAGCCCGUAACCGGUAUUUCAGUUCUUGCCGGUAACAGUUAUAAGUUUCAAAAGAGUUUUUGCUAUUGUUUGAUACUCCAACAUCUAAUCUUAAAAGAUCCCCAUGAAGAAAAAUUGUAAGGAUUGUUGUCAAUGAAUAAUCCAGGCUUCAACAUGAUGAUUCUCACCCUCUUAAACAGCCAGAUGCUUUCUGGAACCGAGACUUGUGAUCAUUUGUACGAGCUCUCAAAAACUAAGACUGUUUUUGAAAAAGUUUUUUUUUAAUAUUAAGAACCGAUAUAUAAUUGUGUUUGCAGACAAAAAAGUUUUACAAUAAGUGGUUUCUGUUUUCUGUAAGAAGGUUAUAUAUUACCCCAGUGAACUUAGAUAAGCAAAUUUUGGGAAAAAUUUUCUGUUGUGUAUAUUUCUAUUUUAAUGUGAGUAAUACUAUUUUCUUUUUAUUUUUUACCUGUCACAAAGUGACAAGGUGAACUUUUGUGAUUGCGCAGCGUCCGUCGUCUGCGUGCGUGCGUGCUUCAGUCCGUAAACUUUUACUUGUGACCACUCUAGAGGUCACAUUUUUCAUGGGAUCUUUAUGAAAGUUGGUCAGAAUAUUCACCUUGAUGAUAUCUAGGUCAAGUUCGAAACUGGGUUACGUGCGGAUAAAAACUAGGUCAGUAGGUCUAAAAAUAGAAAAACCUUGUGACCUCUCUAGAGGCCAUAUAUUUCGUAAGAUCUUCAUGAAAAUUUGUCAGAGUGUUCACCUUGAUGAUAUCUAGGUCAAGCUCGAAACUGGGUCACGUGCCUUCAAAAACUAGGUCAGUAGGUCAAAUCAAAGGAAAACCUUGUGACCUCUCUAAAGGCCAUAUUUUUCAUGGGAUCUGUAUGAAAGUUGGUCUGAAUGUUCAUCUUGAUGAUAUCUAGGUCAAGUUCGAAACUGGGUCACGUGCGGUCAAAAACUAGGUCAGUAGGUCUAAAAAUAGAAAAACCUUGUGACCUCUCUACAGGCCAUACAUUUCAUGAGAUCUUCAUGAAAAUUGGUCAGAAUGUUCAUCUUGAUGAUAUCUAGGUCAAGUUUGAAAGUGGGUCACGUGCCAUCAAAAACUAGGUCAGUAGGUCUAUAAAUAGAAAAACCUUAUGACCUCUCUACAGGCCAUAUUUUUCAUGGGAUCUGUAUGAAAGUUGGUCUGAAUGUUCAUAUUGAUGAUAUCUAAUUCAAGUUCGAAACAGGGUCAUGUGCGGUCAAAAACUAGGUCAGUAGGUCUAAAAAUAGAAAAACCUUGUGACCUCUCUAGAGGCCAUACUUGUGAAUGGAUCUCCAUAAAAAUUGGUCAGAAUGUUCAUCUUGAUGAUAUCUAGGUCAAAUUUGAAAGAGGGUCACGUGCCUUGAAAAAGUAGGUCAGUAGGUCAAAUAAUGAAAAAACUUUGUGACCUCUCUAGAGGCCAUAUUUUUCAUGGGAUCUGUAUGAAAGUUGGUCUGAAUGUUUAUCUUGAUGAUAUAUAGGUCAAUUCUGAAACUGGGUCAACUGCGAUGAAAAACUAGGUCAGUAGGUUUUGAAAUAGAAAAACCUUGUGACCUCUCUAGAGGCGGUACCCUUGAAUGGAUCUUCAUGAAAAUUGGUCAGAAUUUUUAUCUUGAUGAUAUCUAGGUCAAUUCGAAACUGGGUCACGUGCCUUAAAAAACUAGGUCAGUAGGUCAAAUAAUAAAAAGACCUUGUGACCUCUCUAGAGGCCAUACUUUUCAUGGGAUCUGUAUGAAAGUUGGUCUGAAUGUUCAUCUUGAUGAUAUCUAGGUCAAGUUUGAAACUGGGUCAACUGCAUUCAAAAACUAGGUCAGUAGGUCUAAAAUUAUUAAAAUCUUUUGACCUCUCUAGAGGCCAUAUUUUUCAUGAGAUCUUCAUGAAAAUUAGUGAGAAUGUUCACCUUGAUGAUAUCUAGGUAAAUUUCAAAACAGGGUCACGUACCUUCAAAAACUAGGUCAAUAGGUCAAAUAAUAGAAAAACCUUGUGACCUCUCUAGAGACCAUAUUUUUCAAUGGAUCUUCAUUAAAAUUGGUCAGAAUUUUUAUCUUAAUAAUAUCUAGGUCAAGUUCGAAACUGGGUCACAUGAGCUCAAAAACUAGGUCACUAUGUCAAAUAAUAGAAAAAACGACGUCAUACUCAAAACUGGGUCAUGUGGGAAGAGGUGAGCGAUUCAGGACCAUCAUGGUCCUCUUGUUGUUUAACUGUCGUUUGCUUUGCCACAACAUACAAAAAAUUUAGAAACAGGAAAUAGCUGCAAGUGCAAAUUUUCCAAAGGCUCGGAUCAAUGAGAAGGCUCGGAAUUACGAGAAAGAGGCAUAUACAUGUAUUUAGCACAUAUAGUGUAUAGUAUAUGAACAGGGUACAAAACAGUUUGUCAGUCAUGAUUCUAAUACCAAAGAAUUUGCUAGCUUGUAUACUGAAUGAUUCCAAAAACAUCAUGUCUCUGCAGCCGUAUGCAUUAUUUUCAUUUGUUUCUUCACUGUCUACUUCAAAAGAUAAUAGACAGUUUACUCAUUGUGCAUAAUUUACGUGCAGUUUUUGUUUGCUGCAAAUGUUAUAUUUAACACAAAUGUUGUUGUUGCACUUUGACAUUACUGGAUAUACAAGGUGAUGUGUGCAUUCAUGACCAGGACUAAUAAAAUUAGAGAAUGCA
This is a messenger RNA of Mercenaria mercenaria, 3597 nucleotides long. Its product is annotated as mitochondrial fission process protein 1-like. The record is from RefSeq and is a predicted model, not a curated record. Bases 78 to 623 code for a protein of 181 amino acids. Gene Ontology annotation, cellular component: mitochondrion. Gene Ontology annotation, biological process: mitochondrial fission. Lineage: Eukaryota; Metazoa; Mollusca; Bivalvia; Venerida; Veneridae. The transcript has 3 exons.